Molecule: messenger RNA, 2960 nt
Organism: Delphinapterus leucas (beluga whale)
Lineage: Eukaryota; Metazoa; Chordata; Mammalia; Artiodactyla; Monodontidae
Source: RefSeq, a predicted model, not a curated record
CCUGGUUGCUGUUCCUUCCACGACACCCAGCCCGCAGCCUCCAAAAACUGGACUGGCCUGAGGCCUUUAGGACACUAGCAUGAGGGCUGGGCCUUGCCCAGCCACGUCCAGCCAGGUUGAAGGAAGCUGAUGGCUGAGCGCGGGGUGCAGGCCAGAGCCAGGGCCGUCCAGCUCCGAGGAACCAGAGCAAAAGGGGAAGGAACUGGACCUCCAUGCCUGGGCCUCCAGGGCUGGCCGGACGGCGGGGGAGGAGAGGGACUCUGGACUUCAGCCUUCCUUUUCCUGGAGCGGGUGCCAGCCCCCUGCCCACGUCAGGGACAGAGCGACUCCUUCCCUUUCCAGCCUGGAAAGCCCCCUCCCUGCCCCUACUCCCACCCUGGGCUGUGGGACCUGGAAGAAGAGACCUGGAGACCCCAAGGGCAGGCCUCCCACCCCAGGUUCCUGCAGCUCUUCCCGGCCCGGCCAGAACCUGGGCCCCGCCGCCGGGGCUUCCACAGACAUGGUUCCUUGGCAGCCCCACAGCCCACCCCGGGGCCAGGCCCAGCCUGGCACCUGCCCACCGUGGGCACGUGCUGGGGCCUUGUGUGGGCAGACACUCCUAGGACCCCCGGAUGGAACCCCUCUCUGGGAAUCUGGGUUCUGGGACAAAGGUGUCCUAGAGGCAGCAGGGGUGGGGUGGGGUGGAGUGGCCCAAUUAGAAGCAAAGAACAGGACAGACCUCAGCCUCCUGGCAAACAGCUGAGUGCAGCGCAUCUGCGGCAAGAGGGUCUGGGAGCCUACGGCGGAGCUGAGCGGGCGGUGAGCAGGGGAAGUGGGUGAUGACACAGCACUGGGGGAGGUGGUGCUGGCCGGGGCUCGGCUGGCCUCCGAGGGAAGCGUGCCUGCUGUCCACGGGCACCCCAGGCCUGGGCAGCAGGCAAUAGCUGGGUGCUCAGUGGCUGGGCCACCCUUCUGGGGCGGGGGCCACCUCCACGCAGGAUGGCCUCCCUUUCCCUGAGGUCCCGCGGGCCCUCUCCUCCUCCUGCCUCCCGUGCCUGCCCCGUGCGUCACCUCCAGGCCUUUCCAGAGGCCAGCCGGGGUUGGGGACACGGUCCUGGACCCUGGCUGGGCGCCCUUCCUGUGGCCGCCUCCCCUCAGCAGCCAGAGGACUAGAGGGGGAGGCGGGGUGAGGAUGGCAGUGAUGCCAAAGGUCACCUCGGGGCGGGGGCGAGGGCGGGACAGGAGCGGGAAGGUACCCUGGUUGCCCUCCUCCUGAGCAGAUGAAAGGACGGCGUUUCCAGGUGGGGCUGGGUGCAGGGGUGCAGCUGUGAUUUCAGGGCAUCCCCGUGCAGCCGCGGCUGUGAUUUGAGAACCUCCGGCUUCUCGAGUAAUUAAUCUGGGAGCUGCCAAUGCAUAAUGCCGGGGUAAGCCCCGCUCCAAGGCUUCGGGCUUUGGGGGGCCUGGCGGUAGCGGCUCUUCUCUCGGCCCUCUGGCUCCUGUGGCUGCUCAGAUCGGCCCCUGGGGGAGCUCCGGCGCCCCAGCCCACAAUCACCAUCCUCAUCUGGCAGUGGCCCUUCACCAGCCAGCCCCCAGAGCUGCCCAGCAAUACCUGCGCCAGCUACGGUGUGGCCCACUGCCGCCUGACCACCAACCGCAGCCUGCUGGCCAGCGCCAAUGCCGUGGUCUUCCACCACCGAGAGCUGCAGACCCGGCAGGCCCGCCUGCCCCUGGCCGAGCGGCCGCGAGGGCAGCCCUGGGUGUGGGCCUCCAUGGAGUCGCCCAGCCACACCCGCGGCCUCGGCCGCCUCCGUGGGGUCUUCAACUGGGUGCUGAGCUACCGGCGUGACUCAGACAUCUUCGUGCCCUACGGCCGCCUGGAGCCCCGUGAGGGGCCUGCGCCGCCGCUGCCGGCCAAGAGCAGGGUGGCCGCCUGGGUGGUCAGCAACUUCCAGGAGCGACAGCGGCGCGUGCAGCUGUACCGGCAGCUGGCGCCCCACCUGCAGGUGGACGUGUUCGGCCGUGCCACCAAGCAGCCCCUGUGCGCCGACUGCCUGCUGCCCACCGUGGCCCGGUACCUCUUCUACCUGUCCUUCGAGAACUCCCAGCACCGGGACUACAUCACCGAGAAGUUCUGGCGCAAUGCGCUGCUGGCCGGCACGGUGCCCGUGGUCCUGGGCCCCUCGAGGGGCACCUACGAGGCCUUCGCCCCACCUGAUGCCUUUGUGCACGUGGACGACUUCGGUUCGGCCCACGAGCUGGCCGCCUUCCUCGCUGGCAUGAACGAGAGCCGCUAUCGGCGCUACUUCGCCUGGCGAGACCGGCUCCGAGUGCGGCUGUUCGGCGACUGGCGGGAACGCUUCUGUGCCAUCUGCGCCCGCUACCCCCACCUGCCCCGUGGCCAGGCCUACCAGGACCUCGAGGGCUGGUUCCAGACCUGAACUCUGCCGGCUGGAGGAGGCAGGGGAAGGUGGCUGGGAGCCGGAGGCGUGGGCGGAGGCCUGGGUGUUGAAAUCCAACCCACCGGCAUCCGACCAACCCCCAAGGGCAACCCACAGGCUGACUUGGGUGCUGGGGAUGGAGGCCAGGAAGCAGGGGUAGCCUUGGCAGGCUGCCCGGAGGCGGAGGCGGGUGGGCACUGGAGCCACUAUUUGGGGGCAGAGGUGUGAGCAGGGAGGGAGCAAUGGGGGUGCACGUCGCUGGGGCCCAUCAGAGAUGACAGGCUACAGAGGCCCUCCCUCCCCACCUUGAUCAUACCUUGGGCCGGUCAAGGCUGUCCUCCUGAGGUCUGUGGGGGCAAAACCUGGGCCCCCGACCUCUGUAGCCACAGUCCCCUCGUCCGGGAUGUGCAGGCUGGAGCCCCGCGUACAGACCUGGGUGGCCCGGACCCGAGACAGCCAACCAACUUCUUGGGCUUUUGGCAGCCUGCAGUCAGUCCCCUCGGGGGAGGGGACACCAAUCAAUAAAGAAACAAAGGACACGGA